AUGGCCACCAAGUACACCCUCCCACCGCUUCCCUACGCCUACGAGGCCCUCGAACCCAUCAUCUCCAAACAGAUCAUGGAACUCCACCACCAAAAACACCACCAAACCUACAUCACGAACCUCAACGCCGCGCUCGCCGCGCAGACCACCGCCCUGCAGGCCAACGACGUCCCGCAGCUCAUCGCCCUGCAGCAGAAGAUCAAGUUCAACGGCGGCGGCCACAUCAACCACUCGCUCUUCUGGAAGAACCUCGCGCCGCCCGGCGACCCGCAGACGCGCCUCGACGCCGCCGCGCCCGCCCUCAAGGCCGCCAUCGAGCAGCGCUGGGGCUCCGUGCAGGGCUUCACCGAGGCGUUCGGCGCUACCCUGCUGGCCAUCCAGGGUAGUGGCUGGGGGUGGUUGGUGAGUAGCGGGCCGCGGGGGAAGUUGGACAUCACCACGACCAAGGACCAGGAUCCGGUGACGGGGGCUACGCCGGUGUUUGGGGUGGAUAUGUGGGAGCAUGCGUACUAUCUGCAGUACUAUAACAACAAGGCCGCCUACGUCGAGGGCAUCUGGAAGAUCAUCAACUGGGCCACCGCCGAGGAACGAUACAAGAAUGGCGUCGAGGGACCGUCGAUCCUCAAGUUGUAG
This is a messenger RNA of Aspergillus clavatus NRRL 1, 633 nucleotides long. RefSeq names its product superoxide dismutase. Gene Ontology annotation, cellular component: mitochondrion. The record is from RefSeq and is a predicted model, not a curated record. Gene Ontology annotation, molecular function: metal ion binding; superoxide dismutase activity. NCBI's taxonomy places the organism in Eukaryota, Fungi, Ascomycota, Eurotiomycetes, Eurotiales, Aspergillaceae. Gene Ontology annotation, biological process: superoxide metabolic process. The transcript is spliced from 3 exons. The coding region runs from base 1 to 633 and encodes 210 amino acids.